Biomphalaria glabrata is the source of this 689-nucleotide messenger RNA. RefSeq lists its product as uncharacterized. Lineage: Eukaryota; Metazoa; Mollusca; Gastropoda; Planorbidae. The record is from RefSeq and is a predicted model, not a curated record. Bases 133 to 528 code for a protein of 131 amino acids. The transcript has 4 exons.
AUAAAGAGAGACACAGAGUGAGCUAUCCCACAUCGAGUCAUCUAUAGUUGAUAGUGAAGAGAAAGGACAGACACAGAGUGAGCUAUCACACAUCGAAUCAUCUCUAGUUGACAGUGCAGAGGACACAGAAACAUGAGGGGCAUCUUACUGUCAUUGGUUAUGCUGAGCGUCAUAUGCCUGACUGAUGGCCAACGUCCUGUCAGUUUACUGUGUUCCACUGUGCGAUGUCCGCCAAGACAUGUUUGUAGAGUGAUCCAGCAAUGUGCCAACCCUAUCCUCUGUCCACCAAUACCUAUUUGUGUUCCCUGUGUGCCAAAAGGUGUGGAUGAUUUAUGUAACAGAAAUGGCUUUUGCGACACAUUACUUACUGUCUUUCCUGGCAACCCUUUUAGUUUACAACCCAGGACAUGCCCAGAAAGAAAUUGUCCCUAUGACUCUGUGUGUAUAGUAGAUGGUAUAACAAGAAUGGCACACUGUUGCUAUAACCGGGUACCACUACCCACCACCAAAGAUCCUAUCUGUAUGUGAACUGAUACAGACCGUUUUCAUGUUGGUCAAAGGUGUGAGCUAGUGAUCAUCUGUACAUUAGUAGAUCCUUGUUACCAAGAGUACCAGUGCCUGCCACUAACUCCACAUUUUGGUCUGACAUUAAGUUCGGGGAAAAAAUAAAUUCAACUUCAAUAGACUAA